AUGCCCGGAUUUGCUAAGUUUGUGAAAGACCUUCUUACGAAGAAAAGGUCUGUUCAACAUGAGACAGUGAAUUUGACUCAUCGUGUUAGUUCAAUUAUUUCUUCCACCACAAUUCAGAAGAAGAGAGAUCUAAGGGCGUUUACCAUUCCGUGCAAUAUUGGGCUUUAUGCAUUCGCACGUGCUCUGUGUGAUAAUGGGGUGAGUAUCAACUUGAUGCCCCUUACUAUUUCCAAACAAUCUGAAUUGGGGAUUCCUAGACCGACUUCUAUGCGAUUACAGAUGGUAGACAGAUCUAUCAAGAAGCCAGUUAGGGUUAUAGAUGAUGUGUUGGUACAAGUGGGUAAGUUCAUGUUACCUGCUGAUUUCGUGAUUCUGGAUGGUGCGGUGGAUAGAGAUAUUCCAAUCAUCUUGGGAAGACUAUUCCUUGCUACGGAUAAAGCGCUCAUGGACUCUGAAAAGAAUGAAAUUAAGUUCCGAGUGAAUAAAGUUACCAAGCGAUUAUUAGAAUAUCUCGGUUAUUGA
Messenger RNA from Lycium ferocissimum, 522 nucleotides. RefSeq lists its product as uncharacterized. The coding region runs from base 1 to 522 and encodes 173 amino acids. NCBI's taxonomy places the organism in Eukaryota, Viridiplantae, Streptophyta, Magnoliopsida, Solanales, Solanaceae. The transcript has a single exon. The record is from RefSeq and is a predicted model, not a curated record.